UCUUCGCGUCGGCUGAUCAAGUUGACUGCCAUUUGCUUUCACUCUUAAAACAACAUACACACCCAUGUCAACAAACACCGUCAAGUUCAUGGUCCUUCCUUCCUUCCUACGUAAAGGAAGCUAAUAAGGAAAUGUACCAUACAGUAACCUUUGUCACGAAGACCACAACCCCACAACCAGAUGAUGACGAGAACGUUUGUUUUGAUAUGACAGGCUACCUGUGAUCUUUGUGUUUUGUCAUUGUUUUUUUGGCGUUUCAUCUGGCACAGUCCACGCACUUAGAACAACAGAUUGUGGAUGUCACAAUGAGCUCCAGUUACCUUACGUAUCGUCUUUUUCAUCAAAAAACGGAACUGUUUUAAACUGUGAAACCAUUAUUUAAGCAACGUGUAUUAUUACCCGAGGCCAAAUCAUAUCCUGUGGUAAAACGUAAGGUCCGGUUCAGUUUUAACCGCAGCAGCGCAUGACAAAUUCUACACGUUCAAUUUUAAGGAAAGUCGAACCGUGAAAACUCGACAUUUUGUCUGUACGUCUUUUUUGUGACUGCUGAACGAUCAUGACUUCCAGAGUUGGUGGUAUCUUUGCUGGAAUUUUACUCCUUCUUGCCUCAACGUGUUAUUGCGACAAUGCAGUAGUGAAUGGUAACUGGAGUGAAUGGGGGGCGUGGCCCAACUGCUCAGCGUCAUGUGGUACUGGAAAUAUUACACGAUAUCGGACGUGUACAAACCCCUCCCCAGAGAUUGGAGGAUCCCAAUGUAAUGGAACAGUCCAAGAGUCAAAACUUUGCGAUACCAACGUCACAUGUCCAUCAGUGAAUGGUAACUGGAGUGAAUGGGGGGCGUGGCCCAACUGCUCAGCGUCUUGUGCUACUGGAAAUAUUACACGAUAUCGGACGUGUACAAACCCCUCCCCCGAGAAUGGAGGAUCCCAAUGUAAUGGAACAUCCCAAGAGUCAAACUUAUGUGAAAACGUCACAUGUCCAGUGGUGGAUGGUAAUUGGAGUGAAUGGGGGGCUUGGCACAACUGCUCAGCGUCAUGUGGUACUGGAAAUAUAACACGAUAUCGGACGUGUACAAACCCCUCCCCAGAGAAUGGAGGAUCCCAAUGUAAUGGAACAGCCCAAGAGUCAAAACCUUGUGAUACCAACGUCACGUGUCCAGUAAAUGGGGGAUGGAGCGACUGGGACAACUGGAGCCCUUGUACGGUAUCAUGCGGCGCAGGAGGUGAACAAGUGCGAAGCCGUGCUUGCAAUAAUCCCCCACCGAGCAAUGGCGGUCUACCCUGUUGGGGCGAUUCGAGUGAAACAAGUGAUUGUGACCAGGCCACGCAGGCACCUUGUUGCCCCUGGGGUGAGUGGAGUGCUUGUUCCGGAGGAUUCCGACUGAGGAUAAGAGACAGGGCGGGUGAUUGUGCGUCCGUACAGGGAAACCCACUUGAGAGUGAAAUAUGUUCCAGACGGUGAUCAUCUAGCAAUCCGAAAGUUCCGAUCUGUUAGGCUGGUUUGGUCGUGUUGUCCCCACUAGACAAAAUAUUUAUUAGCAGCACGAGCAAACGAAUUGAAGUAUUAAAAUUUUUAACAUUAUAAUAUAUCUGUUAAAAAACGAGAGCUUUUCUCUAUUUUUCUAAAAUUAAGUGAUUCAAUACACACAAACCACAGAUGAUUUUUUGUAAGCCAUCUAUAGUCCUUUAUUACUUUUAUGGUCCAGUAACCCUUCCUUUCAUUCUAAACAUCCUUUGUCCUCGCCACUUCACUCCUAUUGGUUCAU
This is a messenger RNA of Asterias rubens (European starfish), 1766 nucleotides long. RefSeq names its product coadhesin-like. The record is from RefSeq and is a predicted model, not a curated record. Lineage: Eukaryota; Metazoa; Echinodermata; Asteroidea; Forcipulatida; Asteriidae. The transcript is spliced from 6 exons. The coding region runs from base 557 to 1462 and encodes 301 amino acids.